Messenger RNA from Branchiostoma belcheri (Belcher's lancelet), 2644 nucleotides. RefSeq names its product plasminogen-like. Gene Ontology annotation, molecular function: endopeptidase activity; signaling receptor binding. Lineage: Eukaryota; Metazoa; Chordata; Leptocardii; Amphioxiformes; Branchiostomatidae. The record is from RefSeq and is a predicted model, not a curated record. The coding region runs from base 1 to 1596 and encodes 531 amino acids. The transcript has 8 exons.
AUGGGAUCAGUUGGCGGACAGCUGGAGUUCGUUUCUGUUGGGUCCAAAGGAGUCUGGGGAGUGAAUCACCUUGACGACGUCUUCUACCAUGUGAGAGGCUUUGAUAUCAAUCCAAGUAACUUGCCCGUGAGUUGGGACCAGACAGAGGGUACCCUUAAACUGAAGCAGAUCUCGUCAGGACGCUCAGUCUGGGGCAUCAGCGCCAAUGGCGACGUCUUAAUUCGACUAGGUAUGGCGUUAACUUAUGGGUCCACCUGGGAAACUGUUCAAGGCGUGAAGCUGAAGCAACUGGACGCGAGCUCUAACGCAAACCAGCUCUGGGGGGUUGAUUCAAACAACAACAUCUUUCGACGGACAGGAAUCAGCCCAAAUCGACCUGCUGGUACAGAUUGGGAACAAAUAGAUGGCUCAAUGAAGUUCGUCACCGUUGGCCCCGCGGGCGUUUGGGCCGUGGACGCAAACGACGACAUUUUCUACCGCACGGGAACUUUUGGAAACAAGGCGUCAUCAGGCAGCGGUUGGAAGCAAAUCGAGGGGAAACUCAAACAGAUUUCAUCAGGAGACAAUAUUGUCUGGGGAGUACACGUUAACGACGACAUCUAUGUUCGAGAAGUUCCAUCGGAUUGCCAGGUGGGAAAUGGGGAGUCCUACCGAGGAACAGUCUCUGUGACUACAACAGGCAAGACGUGUCAGCGCUGGGACAGUCAGACACCUCAUGUACACGACAAAACACCCGCUAAUAAUCCUUCAGCCGGACUGGAGCAGAACUACUGCCGGAAUCCUGACGGUUACACCGGUGGAGUUUGGUGCUUCACCACGGAUCCCGGCACGGAAUGGGAGGCUUGUGACCUACCAGUAUGUGUUUCAUGGGAUUGUCAGGUGGGGAAUGCGCAGUCCUACCGAGGAGCAGUCUCUGUGACUACUACAGGCAAGACGUGUCAACGCUGGGACAGUCAGACACCUCAUCCACACAACAGGACACCCGCCAAUCAUCCUUCAGCCGGACUGGAUCUGAACUACUGCCGGAAUCCUGACGGCUACACCGGAGUUUGGUGCUACACCACGGAUCCCGGCACGUUAUGGGAGGCUUGUGCUAUACCAGAAUGUGUUUCAUGGGAUUGUCUGGUGGGAAAUGGGGAGUCCUACCGAGGAACACUCUCUGUGACUACAACAGGCAAGACGUGUCAACGCUGGGACAGUCAGACACCUCAUGUACACACCGCGACACCCGCCAAUCAUCCUUCAGCCGGACUGGAGCAGAACUACUGCCGGAAUCCUGACGGCUACACCGGAGUUUGGUGCUACACCACGGAUCCCGGCACGUCAUGGGAGGCUUGUGACGUACCAGUAUGUGGUUGUCAGAAAGGAAAUGGGGAGUCCUACCGAGGAGCAGUCUCUGUGACUACAACAGGCAAGACGUGUCAACGCUGGGACAGUCAGACACCCCAUGUACACACCGCGACACCCGCCAAUCAUCCUUCAGCCGGACUGGAGCAGAACUACUGCCGGAAUCCUGACGGCUACAUCGGAGUUUGGUGCUACACCACGGAUCCCGGCACGUUAUGGGAGGCUUGUGCCGUACCAGUAUGUGGAUAAAGGCCUGACUGGACGGUUUAUGAUUGAAUGGCAAUACAAAAGCUUGACUUGGAUAUGAACUGUCGUUAAUGAAAAUGCGAUUGGAAUCUCACUUGGAAAGCCCCCUUAAUGGCUUUCUUUUUUUGUAAUGAAUGAAUAAAAGGAGCAAUCAAAACUAGAAUGGCCCAAUUUGAUAGGGAAAAAACAACAUAUUUCACUCGAUUCUCCGACACAUGCGCGGAUGGAUGGUCCCAUGUCAACUUUUUUUUCAAAAAUGGACAACACCAAUGUUACUUCUACUCGACAAUGGACUAUCCAAACAUCGUCCCACUCCAAAUACUUGACCCUUAUGCAAAAUGAACUAUUUCGAAGGCACUUUUAACCAAAAAAAUCUUAACAAACAUUGAUUAGAUCUGUGGAUAUAUGUCCAAAGUCUCAAAAUGUCUUAUAAUAUUCAAUAUCCAAUUUUUUAGAGUAUGCAAAUAAUUCCGAGUCCUUGUUAAAGUUAUCAUCAUUGAUUACCAAAUAACGAAGUUCUAUACUAUUCACCAUGUAAAAGGCAUAGAAAAAAAACGCGAAGGAAAAUCACACAAGAAACAUCAGGUAAAACUAAAAAAGAAUUCCAUAGUUCGACAAAAUAGUUAGUAAAUAAGUAAAUUAGUAAAUAAGUAAAUAAGUUAGUAAAUAAGCAAAUAAGUUAGUAAAUAUAGUUCGACUAACCUAUCACAUAGUUCGUAAGUAAGCGACUUACCUAUUAUAUAGUUUGACUAUUCUAUAACAAGGUCAGUAAAUAGGCCACUUACCUGUUACAUAGUUCGACUAACCAAUUACAUAGUUCGUGAAUAAGCGAGUUACCUAUUACAUAUAUCGACUAACCUAUAUAUAGUUCGUAAAUAAUCGACUUACCAGUUACAAAGUUCGACUAACCUAUUUCAUAGUUCGUUAAUAAUCGACUUACCUAUUACAUAGUUCGUAAAUAAUCGACUUACCUAUUACAUAGCUCAACUAACCAAUUACAUAGUUCGUAAAUAAUCGACUUACCUAUUACAUUGUUCAACUAAUCAAUUAC